Penicillium taxi is the source of this 8736-nucleotide messenger RNA. RefSeq names its product DNA-binding protein kinase TEL1 (gene atmA). Gene Ontology annotation, molecular function: protein serine/threonine kinase activity; protein binding. The record is from RefSeq and is a predicted model, not a curated record. Gene Ontology annotation, biological process: DNA repair. The coding region runs from base 1 to 8736 and encodes 2911 amino acids. Lineage: Eukaryota; Fungi; Ascomycota; Eurotiomycetes; Eurotiales; Aspergillaceae. The transcript has 9 exons.
AUGGGAGAGAUUUUCCUUGACGAAGCACUAAAGCUUCUGUCGUCGGAUAAGCAAAAGGAACGCGCUGAUGGUCUGGCAGAUCUAAAACAUAUUUUACAACAGAAUAAACAUAGCUCGAAGCUAUUGGACCUCAACGACAAGGCCUGCUAUAGAAUUUUUGAAUCACUAUUCCAGUCCAUCGCUGUGGAAAAAUCAAUUUACAACAAAGCAGCUUCAAAAUCCAGUUCCAAGGGUCCCUCCGCCUCCGCCACACGGCUGUCUGCAUAUGCCUCCGUAAUUCGUACAGCAGUCGAUAUCUUUCUACGGAAUAUCAGAAGCAAGUCGUUUCGUGCCAUCGUUGAGCACAUAACUGAAACCAUACCGGCACCCGGAGAGGGAUUGUGGGAGCUUCUGAGUGUAGACUAUACCAAAUGCUUGUCAUCACUCCUAAGUUACCCACCCCACAUCGAGCAUCUCGCUGAUGCGGCAUGGGACGACUUAGUAGACUAUUGUCUCGCGGCAAUUGGUUUCCAAUCGAUUGUUGAUGGUAGACUUAGUAUCCGCAGUUCAUAUUGGUCGACACAGGAUGAUCUGGAUGCAAUUGACGGCCGCUCAACUCCUUCCAGAGUAGCCACAACCAUCGCCACCACAGAAAAGCAAGCGGGCGAUAGAAAUGCAAUCAGGGAAGUUUUAACUUGUCUUCAGCUUCUCAUAACAAAAUCGUGUGCCCCAACUCAGGCGGCGGCUGAGAAAAUUUUGCAAGGCCUUGUUGACUUCGUCAAAUCACCGUCAAUGGCAGGAAAUUUACACCAACUGGCGAUUAGUAGCAUCAAUACAGUUGUUUCGAGAGUAAUUUUUGAUCAAUCCGAUCUGGCUCGCUCAUCUCUGUUAGACUUGAUCCCCACUAUCCGGCGCUUAUGGACUACUAAACUUCACAACCUGAAAGAUGAAUUACUUGCCACUUUGAUGCUCUGCAUAGUUGUUCUGGUUGAUACAUGUCGAACCAAUGCUUCUGAAUUAUUGAACAGUUCUGUGGAGGGACUAGUAAACUUUCUCCUUUCUGACAUUGUGAAGAGGUCCGAAAAGGAGCUGCUGCAAAUUGACGACGCGAUCUUUUAUAAGUCGAGCUUUAAUCAAAAUCGCCUUCUAUUUGGCCCGCGCCUCGGCAGCUCUCGAUCAGAACAAAACUGGACGAUUCUGUGGGCUAUCUCCAGCCUGCUUAAGAUGUCUGAACAUGUCACUGGUACGCCCUCUGAACCAUCCGACACUGAGUCCACAAAUGAAGGUCACAACAAAAGACAACGUCUUAGCUCGGCAAUCGAGGAUGUUUUUCGAGACGCAGUUUCUGCCACAGGCACACGAAGGAUCUGCGCGCUGCAACUUGUUCCUUUUCUAGAAAGUGAGAUGAAAAUCGAAAGGAAGAAUUUAUUAAUCGAACGGCUAGUGCCUAGUAUUGUUGACGAUAAUGGUUCGAUUUCGUCGUGGACGAUGAUCGCAUUGGCAAGCAUCGCAAACGGUCCCGAUGCUAGCCAGCCUAAUCUCAAGGCUCACUGGUCCAAGGCAGCGGAUCUGACAUUUCGUUUCAUCUCUUCUUCUUCAACAUCUCGUGCCGCUUGUAAGCUCAUGUGUACGAUUUUAGAUGCAGGCUUGCUGGAAGAUUCAGUCAUAGCAAAAAACGUCAGCUCGUUGUUGUCUUCUGCCAACUUGAAUGGUCCUCCAACAAUUUCGGAUUCAUCGCUGGAUUUAUGGGCGUCGAUAGCACGCAAAAGCACACAUAUCAGCUCGGGUUCAUCAAAGAGCUCUUCAAAACAAAUUUGUGGUUGGUUGAGAGAAGUAUGGACCAUUGGCGCUGUAACAAAUCGAAUUCAAACAGCACAGACUGCCAUGUUUGCUCGCCCUUUAGACUUGCUCAAUCUUUUUUUGGCAUGUACCAACCGAUCCUUCCAGCCACCAAGCUUUCAAGAAGUAGGCCCCACUGGACUAAUCGCGAAGACCUGGUUCUUCUUUCACGAGAAUCACAAGAUUUUGGAGUAUCUGUUUGAUAUUGGGACUUUGGUCAGUCAUUUUGAUCCCUGGCACCGAGAAAGGCCAUGGAGCUUACAACCAUUCACUCAACAAAAUGACAAUGAUUCAGUGGUCCUGGACCUCUUGAAAUCAAAGUCUGAUAUGUUCUUGCAGGUCUGUCAGGGAAUGACUGCGGAAAGAUCUCAUCAUGUCACUUCGGAUAUUUUGCAAAUAAUGGCUUCAUUUUGCAUUGUUUCUACUCUUUACGGAGCAUCAAUUCAAAAUCUUACGCCAGAACUAGAUCCAAGGAUCAAGGAUAUAGAACACAACUGCCAUGCUUUGUGGAAAGAAAUUUGCGAGGUUUUAGCUGAUCAACAGCCUGAUUCGAUGCAAUCAUUCCUUGAGCUGUUGCUUCCAAUUCUUCCCGCGGAAUUUCUUCCAAACACCAAUUACGUGGCCUGGAGGUGCCUCUCCCCACUCAUGCACUCACUCGCCAAGAUACUGGAGAAAAGUCGGCAAGGCGAUUCAUCCAAAUCUGGAGAUCUCAUGGAUUUGGACUUGGACAAUCAAUUUCUAUCGCCAGGAAGCCAGUCUUUCAAUGAGAACACUAUUCUUACCUUGAACCGAGAAUCUUUACGUCUUGUCCCUGACGCUACCACUUUUCAAAUUGCCAUGACUAUUCGAAUUUCUGUGCUUCUGCUGAUGCUACCUCUUGAUGAAACAGACAAGCCACUUUAUCCUCCAACCCUCGUCGAGUACCUGACUAGCUUGAAGGAAGCUGAACUUUUAUCCGCGCAUUACAUUUUACAGAGAAUUUUUCGUGCGCUUUCAUCCAUGGAGCAAAGUGACAAACUCGACAUCCUUGAGGGCCUGGGAGAGAAAUGUCUCCAAUCAUAUGAGAUGAAACGUUGUGAAACAUCACACUGCCUUUGUAUAAGUAUGAUAACCAGCUUUGCAACAUCUUUGAUAUCCACCGAAAAUGAUUCCUUGGAAGAAUCAGUCAUAGAUCUGUAUCGCUGGUUUAUGGAGGCUCUUGUGGCUCGUAAAGCUGCUUCAACUAGAGUCUACAUCGCAUUGUCAGGAUUAUUCCAGACAGUAAUGCACAAGGAAUGGUGGCAGGCCAUCGACAAUAUGCCUUCGCCGCGUACGAGUCUUUUUAAAAUUCUCCAAGAGGGAGACUUUCAAGUGAAAUUUCAUAUCGCAAAUAUCAUUCCCACCCUUCUCAAAAGCUCUGUCCACGAUGAAGGCCUCUAUGAUGAAAUUCGAACAAGCCUUCCUAAAGAUCCAGAUUGGAUCGAAGGGAUUGCACUUCGCCUUUUUGUUCUUGCUAGAUUAGCCUUGAUUUGGCCAAAUAUGCUGCGCAGAAGUACCUACCACAUGUUUGAGACGCCAACCUUGAUACCACACUCUCUUGGCUAUGCCAAGAAAUGUAUGGCAUUUGUCUCGAAGACCCUUGGCUUCAAAAAUGAAAAAGAGUUGUUUCAACUUUUCGCGUCUCAAAUAAUCUAUACUUGGACAGAAAACCAGUCCAUAAACUCGAUGUCUUUCGGGACCUUUGGAUAUCAGUCUCUCAAAGAAAUGCUUAUUGACGUGAAAGAUGAAGUCGUCGGGCAGAUGGUGAUGCGUGGUAGGGAAUCUGACGUUCAAGAGCUCUCAACUCUCCUCGGAGUACCUUAUCUCAGCCUCGUAGAGGAAUCUUUUCACAAAGCCGAGGCAUAUUGCAUCGCCCAAGACAUUAGUACACCACCGUCACCCAACAAUUUUCCCAGAGGAGUAGAAAUCCCACUGAAAGAGUUGUUUGAAAGGGAUAUGUUUAUGCUUUUGACUGCGGACCAAUUCCCUCAAAUCGUUGCCAAUUUUUUCAAGUCACUUGAUCAGAUCGAUCAGAUCGAUCGAGCAUACUCGAAACGGCCAAUCUUUCAAUAUGCAAUUGAUAUUCAAACAGAAAUCAACUUGAAGUCUGAGCCUUCGAACCUCGUUCCUUUACCCUCGAAUCACCAACCAUCAUUUCGAGCUCGUUAUCUCCUUGAUGAGCUUGAGUUUAUCUGCAAUCGGCUAGGGUUUCAACUUGAGAAUAUUUGGACGCCUUCCCUGACCCUCUUCGUGUGUCGUUCAUUGCUAGAGUCAAUUCAUCCUGCUCUGGGCUCACUUCAUGCCUGCUUUGUUAUCCGAAAAAUCAAAAUUCUCGUUUGCAUUGCUGGCCCUACAAUGCUUCGGAACUAUCCCUUCGAGAUGCUACUUCAAUCACUGAGGCCAUUUUUCACCGACCACUACUGCUGUGAAGACGUUGUGGGUCUAUUCUGGUAUCUCCUCGAAGCUGGUAAAGCUUACUUAGAAGAUACCCCUAGGUUUAUGACAGAGAUCUUCGUGUCUGUUUUCUUGACUAUUCGAGAACUCUUAGGGAAUGAAUCCAGUGAACCUCAAUUUGUGAAUGCACAUCAUAAGCUCACUGAUUUUAACAACUGGCUGGGUAACUUCGUUGAUGGUUGUUAUUCAUCUGAAUGGGGUGACACAGUGGUCCAAAAGUCAUCUUGCAAGUUGGUGCAACUUGCUCGAAGACCAUCCAAUCAAGAUGCGAAACACUUGGUAUUCGAAGUAUUCAAAGAUCGCGAGUCAGGAAACCCUCUCCUCAGCACAUCAAUCGGGGAUCUUGUUCUUUCCCUAUUGUGCCUUGAGUUCCGUGCAACUGAGGGUGAUAAUCAAUUCUCUGACACAGAGGUAGAUUCUCCAUUAUAUGUUGUUUCAAUGUGGGAGAUGCUUCACAAACUUGAUACUGGACCAGAGUACCGCCUUUGGGCCGCUCGCGUUAUCGGACGCUAUUUUGCAGCUACUGGAUCAGUUGACGAAACGCUGUUACGGGAACAAGCCCUUUCCCUAUUUGAGGCACCGGUCCCCGGCCUCAUACCAAAUGGGAUGACACGGUCUAAGGCAAGAAUCCUGCAAGUACUUUCUCAAAAGUUGCCGAUCCAUGGCCACGUAGGUUUGAUAGAACGUACUCUGCAGCUCAUUAUUAUGAAUCUCGCCAAACCAAAGAACUCUCGUUACUUAGAAUGUGCGGAUGUCAUGACUGAAUCAAUGAUGAUAGCCCUUAUCAGGGAACCAGGAGUCGCUUUUCGAAACCCAAACGCACCAAAACUGACGGAAAAGGAUAUACCGCAUACCAAGGAGAUCAUUCCUUGUGUGCUAGGACUUUCUGUCGACGAAUGGGCUCGAAGCUUUGGCUUCUAUAUAUGCGAUGUUAUGCUUGCUCAAAACCCAGUCAUCGCCCCCCUACGGAAAAUCCUUGAUGUGAUUCCAGGUCUUGCUGUACAAUUACUGCCUUAUAUGAUCCACGAGGCUCUUGGUGGAGAAGGAACGAUUGGAUCUCUAAAUACACCAGCACUUAAGCGCCUCAACGAGUACUGGUUUCAAUCACGCGAAAUAAUCUCUAACAGUUUCAUGCAGAUUCUCUCCAAUGUCCAAGAUGAGACAAUUCCUCAUGCUCGCCUUGUGAUUAGCUGCAUUUUAUACCUUCAUAACCAGCCUCAGCCAGAUGAAACUACCAUAGUUGAUCGUUAUAUGUGGCUAGACCUUGAUUUUGGCGAGGCAUCAUCAGCUGCACAUCGAUGUGGCCUUGAGAAGACAUCACUUUUGUUCCUCGAAAUUCAAACAUCGAGAGCCCUCUCAGGUGCUCGCCGUUCAUCAUCUGCCAAGGUUGAACUACCAGUUGAAUUUUUGCAUGAUGUUUUUAUGAAUAUUGAUGAUCCAGAUCUAUUCUACGGCAUUCAACAGCGCUCAUCAUUGAAAACUGUGAUGGAAAAGCUUGAGCACGAAAGCUCGGGUCUCAAGAAUCUCCUCUUCCAAAGUGCCCAGUAUGAUAGCGAAAUUCAGAUGUCUGAGGACGCAAAUCCUCUUGGUAUCUUGCGUGCCUUAAAUUCAACUAAUUUACAGGGAAUUGCCAAUACAAUGCUUUCGAGUGCUAGCAGCGCAAAAGGGAGUCCAGUUCCCUCCGAUAGCAUGCUUCAAGCUGCCAUCAGCCUCCAGCAAUGGGACGUCCCUGUGUCACCAUCGGACCUCUCAUCAUCUGCAACGGUAUAUCGAGUGCUUCGGAGUCUCAAUAUAUCGUCUUCCCUACCUGAAGUCUUCAAUUGUGUUGAUGAGUGUUUGCUUUCCACACUCAGUGGUUUAGUUGGAAGUGGCCAAUCUGCAAUCGAGCUAAGGAGCACGAUGCGAACACUCGGGAUCAUUACUGAGAUAAAUGAUGUUAUUCAAUCCAAAUCAUCACAAGAAUUGAAUGAGGCCUGGGGCAAAAUCUCGACAAAAAGCAACUGGCUGAAAAUCGAGAGCUAUCAUGAGGUGGGAGAAAUUUUGAGUUGUCAUGAAGCGCUAUUCUCCUCAAUACGAAAGAAUGACUUGCUGAAGGCGAGCCCAACUAUGAGUCUUGAGCAAUCGUUGCUUGAAGCGAAAGUCUUCCGUCGGUCAUUGGAGGUUACCAGAAGCCACGGAGUCUCUCAGGCGUCAUUGAAGUCUGCAAUGAGUCUCUCCAAACUCGCUGGUCCUUGUGCUGAAAUGGGAAUGAUCAUUGAUGGGGUUGCGAAAUUUGAUCUUGCGAACGUUCUUUGGGACCAAGGCGAGAUGACUGCAUCUAUCAGCAUGCUGCAGCAGCUCAAGGGCCAGAGUGGUCUCCAGACGCAAGCAAUCCCGCUUAAUCGGUCCGACCUACUCGUCACUUUGGGUCACCACGUUGCCGAAGCACGACUGGAGAAACCAGAAACGAUAUUGCAAGAUUAUCUUUCUCCGGCAGUCAAAGAACUGAAAGGAGCAUCACAUGGAGAAACCGCCGGACGAGUCUAUCACGAAUUUGCGACUUUCUGCGACAUGCAGCUUUCGAACCCUGAUGGUUUAGAAGACUUCAAAAGAGUAGAGCAACUUCGAGAUCGUAAAGAAAAAGAACUUACUGGUCUCGACGAAAUGAUGAAAAAUGUCUCGGGUCGAGAGAGAGAGUCCAUCCGAAUGUUUCGCUCCAAGGCAAAGCAAUGGUUUGAUCUUGAUGACCGCGAAUAUCAGCGUUUAAUGCGAAGUCGGGAAGCCUUUUUGCAACAGUGCCUCGAGAAUUAUCUUCUUACCUUGCAAGAGAGCGAUACCUACAACAACGACGCUCUGCGAUUCUGUUCAAUCUGGCUGGAUAAAUCAAACAACAAAACUGCAAAUGCUGCGGUGUCCCAGCAUCUGGGGACGGUUCCAAGCUAUAAGUUUGCACCUCUCAUGAAUCAGCUGUCUUCACGCCUUCUUGACGAUUCUGACGACUUUCAGCCGCUACUGCAAGAGUUGAUUUUCAAAAUCUGCCUUGAACAUCCAUUUCAUGGCAUGUAUCAGCUCUUUGCCAGCAGUAAGUCCAAAGGAGGUAAAGAUUCUUCCUCUCAUUCACGUUUCCGGGCUGCAAAUGAGCUUGUGGAACGCUUGAAAACCCACAGCGUCAUAGGUCCCACCUGGGUUUCUUUCCAUAACAUGAACAUCAGCUAUGUUCGGUUUGCAAUUGAUAAGCCUGAUAGCGACAAAUACAAGACUGGCGCCAAGAUUGCCUUGAGCAAGCUGGCAACAGGCCAGCGUCUUGUGGUUGAUGUGGCGACUAACAGGCUGCCGCCGCCAACUAUGAAGAUUGAGCUUCGACCCGAUCGGGACUAUAGUAGAGUUCCUACUGUUGCUAGUUUCCAGCCUGAAUUCACAAUUGCCUCUGGUGUGAGCGCUCCCAAGAUUGUGACUGCCAUUGCCACUGAUGGCGUGCGCUAUAAGCAGCUAUUUAAGGGAGGUAAUGAUGAUCUGCGUCAAGAUGCGAUCAUGGAGCAAGUAUUCGAACAAGUCAGCAGUUUACUCAAAGAUCAUCAGCCCACCAGGCAGCGAAAUCUGGGCAUCAGAACGUACAAGGUUAUACCAUUGACACCCAGUGCCGGAAUUAUUGAGUUCGUUCCCAACACCAUUCCACUGCACGAAUACCUCUUGCCAGCGCACCAGCGGUACUUCCCCAAAGAUAUGAAGCCUAAUUCUUGCCGAAAACACAUUGCCGAGGUGCAGACCAGGAAUUUCGAACAACGAGUACGAACUUACCGCCAAGUCACCGAGCAUUUCAACCCUGUGAUGAGGUACUUUUUUAUGGAAAAGUUCAACAACCCAGAUGACUGGUUCAGCAGGCGUUUGGCCUAUACCAGAAGUACAGCUGCCAUCUCGAUUCUAGGGUACGUUCUGGGUCUUGGAGAUCGGCAUGGGCACAAUAUCCUGCUCGAUAACAAGACAGGCGAAGUUGUCCACAUUGAUCUUGGUGUAGCUUUCGAACAAGGCCGCGUUCUUCCUGUUCCUGAGGUUGUUCCUUUUCGCUUGACCAGGGACUUGGUUGACGGGUUCGGUAUCACCAAGACAGAAGGUGUCUUCCGACGCUGCUGUGAAUUCACUCUUGAGGCUUUGCGGCAAGAGUCUUAUAGUAUCAUGGCUAUCCUUGACGUGCUUCGCUACGAUCCCCUGUACAGCUGGAGUGUCUCUCCUCUUCGAAUGAAGAAAAUGCAAGACAACCAAGAACCAGACAAUGGACCGGCUCUCCUUGCUGGGAUAGAUAAGUCCUCAAAUAAUGAGCCCAGUGAAGCAGAUCGAGCCUUAACGGUAGUGACAAAGAAACUUAGUAAAACACUCAGUGUCACAGCCACAGUCAACGAGCUUAUACAGCAGGCUACGGAUGAGAAGAAUCUCGCUCUUCUUUAUUGUGGCUGGGCGUCCUAUGCUUAA